UCUCACUUGCUCCUCAUCUCUCUCUGUCCUCCUUUUUUCAUUUCUGUGUGUGGACAAGGAGGGCUAACAUGGACUCUUUGGGUCUUUUUAUCUUUCUAAUGCUGGUGUGUUCCCAGUGGACAGCUGCCCCUGCUGCUGAGGAAAUUACCUGGACCUACACUGGUUUGGUGGGUCAGUCCGAGUGGUCAGAGUAUUUCCCGGACUGUGGUGGUACAUCUCAAUCCCCAGUGGAUGUGGUUACCACCCAGACUAAAUAUGACCCCAGUUUGAUUCCUCUGACCCCACUGGGCUACAGUCAGCACGGCAACAGGCCCUUCACUCUGUCCAACAAUGGACACACAGCUGUGAUUGAGCUGCCAGAGUGGAUGGGACUGAGGGGGCUGCCCUGGCUCUUCACAGCCGUACAGCUGCACCUCCACUGGGGCAGCGGCGGCCCGAGCCACGGGGGCAGUGAACACACCAUCAAUGGACUGAGUGCAGAGGCAGAGCUUCACGUGGUUCACUACAACUCGGAACUCUACCCCAACAUGUCUGCCGCCAUGACACAGAGGGAUGGCCUGGCGGUUUUAGGAAUUCUCAUUGUGACAGGUGAGGAGACAAAUGAUGCGUUCAACAACAUCCUCAACUACCUGAGCCGCAUCAGACACGCAGACCAGAAAGCUUCCAUCCCAGCCUUUGACGUCCAGUCCCUGCUCCCGAAGGAUCUGAAACGCUACUACCGCUACAAUGGCUCCCUCACGACGCCGCCCUGCUAUCAGAGCGUGAUCUGGUCACUGUUUCACGAGAGGGUUCAGGUCUCUAAAGCACAGCUGCUGAAGAUGGAGACGAUACUUUAUUCCAGUAAAGCCAAAGAUCCCGACAGGAUGCUGCUGCAGGACAACUACCGCACGACGCAGCUGCUCAACCACAGGGUCAUCUUCGCCUCCUUCUCUGCAGAAUCAGGGAAGGAGCUGUCCCCCGGGGAAGUCACAGCCAUCGUGAUAGGGGUGAUGUGCGGCUGUGUGGGUCUGGCUGUUAUCAUUCGCUUCAUAGUGAAGACAAUACGAUUUUUUACUCUCCUCCACCAUGAAACAGUCGUGGUAAACAGCUCUACCUCUAGCUGGGACGUCCUGCCCAGUAACCGGCCUGCUCCCACGCCAAGGGCGAAGGAGCCAGAGAAAGCAAAUGAGAAAAAACAAGACGUGGCUCUGAACUCGACCUCUGCGGCGAGAAAGAAAGAAGAGCCCUCGCCGUCUCUUCAGACUGAGCCCUAGCUGACCGCACACAGUCCACUUCAGGCCUCGAUCAGACGCUCAAACACUCAUCUCCCCUCUCGACGGUGAAGCCAUCGCUGAUCCCAGGGGACAGAAAGCAAACAUGUUCUCAUUAGCCACAGCUCAGCAGGAAAAAACAUUUUACAAACAACGAGGGAAGGAUGUAAAGUGAACACAGGACAAAUCACCUGCUUAAAUGAUGUCAGUAUUAUUAUUUCCACCCAAAUUCAGAGAUGUUGGGAGUUAUGGUAUCAGACAUUUCUUCAGUUUGCACAUGACGCACUUAGUGUAAAUAUGUCAGUUUGCUGGCUCGGAGUUAAAAUGCCUGUGAUGCAUGACGUGAUUCAUGUAAAUACUUUGUAAAAUAAAUAUUUGGUUUGUGUUUUUUCACGUUUGUCAUCUCAUCUUGUUCAUUCUGCCUUGAAACACAAGCUCACUGUACUGUAUGAACUGAAAUAGACUAGUUUUUUGUUUAAUUAAUAAUUAAUGUAACGUUGUCAUGAUUUUUUCCCCCGAGACUUGAAGAUUAACAAAAAUUGUCUCAAAGUGUCUUGAUUUGUAAAUGCUGGUUCUGUCCAAACAUAUUGACUCUGAAUUUAAAUCUGAUUAUUUUGUAAAUGUAUGAUGAGUUAUAUUUGUGUAUAUGCGUUUAUUCUGUCAGAAAAAGACUUUUGGAGCCAUAUAUCAUCUUCGUCUGAUUUUUGUUUGUUUUGUUGUAUAUAACUCGCCACAUUAAAACACUUGAAUUUCAA
Molecule: messenger RNA, 2005 nt
Organism: Hippoglossus stenolepis (Pacific halibut)
Lineage: Eukaryota; Metazoa; Chordata; Actinopteri; Pleuronectiformes; Pleuronectidae
Gene: ca14
Product: carbonic anhydrase XIV
Exons: 13
Coding region: 69-1253 (394 amino acids)
Cellular component (GO): plasma membrane
Molecular function (GO): carbonate dehydratase activity; zinc ion binding
Source: RefSeq, a predicted model, not a curated record